This is a messenger RNA of Darwinula stevensoni, 695 nucleotides long. NCBI's taxonomy places the organism in Eukaryota, Metazoa, Arthropoda, Ostracoda, Podocopida, Darwinulidae. The record is from the annotation of a GenBank genome assembly.
CCAGCUGCCACGACGAUGUCGACGCAGCCGACCACCCCGGGCCCCACCGAGCCUCCAAUCACGGACGGCAUCCACCGCACGGUCGUCUUCAUCCACAAGCAGACCACAGACGGACAGGACAUGUUCGCCACGGGCGGCGUCGGACCCGAUCAGCGCCCCGGGUGCACGGAGGACGCGGAGACGAGCGAAUGUGCCAUCAGCAUCACGACCAAUUCCCUCGGAGAAGGGGAACACUACGAUAAAUAUAAUUCCUGGAGGGAAGGAGACACGAAGUUGGACUGGUACGGGGAGCAAUCUGGACAGGGAUCGUUUAAUGGGCAACCGGUGGAAGGGACUCCUCUCGCCUGGACUUCAAAUCUGCAAGACGAUCCUGGAUAUCAACCCUUGAACACAUACGGGGAGCACUAUUGGAUGGUGGACAUGGACAUGGAUUGCUCGGAGACGGAACAAGGUUGGUUCGAGGUGAAGGGAUUCGUGAAGGGGGGAGUCGGCGAGGAGACGGACGUGAGUCAGGCCGCGAAUUGCAGGGGGACUGCAGGUGGGGCUGCUCCUUAUUCUUCUGCUCAUCAUAUGGGGAAGUGUGGAUACCUCAAUGUCUUCAAGUUCUCCGAUCCGAGCUGCAUCAUCGAGGUCAUAAGCGAAUGAGAGAAAUCGAAGCAGCGGCACUUGCCAAUAAAUCGAUUCCUGUGACCAGA